Vitis riparia (riverbank grape) is the source of this 2579-nucleotide messenger RNA. Its product is annotated as DEAD-box ATP-dependent RNA helicase 7. Bases 102 to 2237 code for a protein of 711 amino acids. Lineage: Eukaryota; Viridiplantae; Streptophyta; Magnoliopsida; Vitales; Vitaceae. Gene Ontology annotation, molecular function: helicase activity; ATP binding; RNA binding. The record is from RefSeq and is a predicted model, not a curated record. The transcript is spliced from 14 exons.
UCUCUUCCUCUCUUGCUCCUGCUACCGCGUUUCACUGCCAUACACUCUGUAGCAGGCGAAACCCCCAUCUCUCUCUAUUUGCUUUGUCUAUCUAGAAAACCAUGCCUUCUCUUUCCCUUGCUGAUCCUGUUUCAGUAUCCAAAGACAAGAAGGAGAAGAAGUUGAAGGUUAAGACCUUAGAAACUGAAGCCUCAAUGAUUAAGAAGGAGUCGAAAUCGAAGAGGGUCAAGAGCGACCCAGAGAUCUCGGGCUCUGAUUCUGAGGAUUUGAAGAAGAAAAAGACCAAGAAGAAGGAGAAGCGGAAAGCUUCGGAGAUUGAUGACGAUAAUGAGGACCAGAUGAGCGAGACGAGCUCUGAAUUGGGUGAGCCGGUGAAUUCGAGUUUGAAGGCGAAGAAGAAGAAAUUAAAGGUGCCGGAGAUGGAAGAGGAAGAAGGGAAGGCAGAGGAAAACCCUAACGCGUUGUCCAAUUUUCGGAUUUCGGAGCCACUUAGGGAGAAGCUGAAGUCGAAGGGGAUCGAGGCGUUGUUUCCCAUUCAGGCUAUGACGUUCGAUACCGUUCUUGAUGGGUCUGAUUUGGUUGGCCGGGCGCGUACUGGUCAGGGAAAAACACUGGCCUUUGUGUUGCCUAUCUUGGAGUCUUUAAUAAAUGGGCCCAACAGAGGAUCACGAAAGACUGGAUAUGGGAGACCACCAUGUGUUUUGGUGCUUUUACCUACCAGGGAAUUGGCAACUCAGGUGUAUGCAGAUUUUGAUGUUUAUGGUGGGGCAAUAGGAUUAACUUCAUGCUGUUUAUAUGGUGGUGCUCCUUACCAAGCUCAAGAGAUUAAGCUAAAAAGAGGAGUUGAUAUUGUUGUGGGAACACCUGGCCGUAUUAAGGAUCACAUAGAGAGGGGAAAUAUUGACUUCAGCUCUUUAAAGUUCCGUGUCCUUGAUGAGGCUGAUGAAAUGUUGAGGAUGGGUUUUGUUGAAGAUGUUGAACUUAUUCUAGGCAAGGUGGAGGAUGUAAGCAAAGUUCAGACACUACUUUUCAGUGCAACAUUACCUGGCUGGGUGAAAGAAAUUUCUUCUAGGUUUCUUAAACCAACCCUGAAAACAGCAGACCUUGUAGGUAAUGAAAAAAUGAAGGCCAGUACUAAUGUUAGGCAUAUUGUUCUUCCCUGUUCUAGUUCAGCCAGAUCCCAGGUCAUUCCUGAUGUUAUUCGCUGUUAUAGCAGUGGAGGUCGAACAAUUAUUUUUACUGAGACCAAGGAUUCUGCUUCUGAACUUGCUGGGUUAUUGCCUGGAGCACGAGCUUUGCAUGGGGACAUUCAGCAGUCUCAGCGUGAGGUCACGCUUUCUGGAUUUAGGUCUGGCAAAUUCAUGACAUUAGUGGCCACAAAUGUAGCGGCAAGAGGAUUGGACAUCAAUGAUGUGCAGUUAAUCAUCCAGUGUGAGCCUCCUCGAGAUGUCGAAGCUUACAUCCAUCGAUCUGGACGCACAGGAAGAGCAGGCAAUACUGGGGUUGCUGUAAUGCUUUUUGAUCCAAGAAGGUCAAAUGUUUCUAAGAUAGAAAGAGAGUCUGGAGUAAAAUUCGAACAUGUAUCUGCUCCUCAACCUGCUGAUAUUGCCAAAUCUGCUGGUGUAGAAGCUGCAGAAACAAUCACCCAAGUCUCUGAUAGUGUGAUUCCUGCAUUCAAAUCUGCUGCUGAGGAGCUCUUGAACACCUCUGGUCUAUCAGCAGUUGAGUUGCUUGCAAAAGCACUUGCAAAGGCUUCUGGUUAUACUGAGAUAAAGAGUAGAUCACUUCUCGCCUCCCUGGAUAACCAUGUGACUGUACUUCUUGAGGCUGGGAGACCAAUCUACACACCAUCUUUUGCAUAUGGGGUGUUGAGAAGAUUCUUGCCUGAGGAUAAGGUUGAUUCAAUUAAGGGCCUUGCUCUCACAGCUGAUGGAAAUGGUGCAGUGUUUGAUGUAGCAACUGAAGACCUGGACGCAUUUCUCGCUGGUCAGGAGAAUGCAGCUAAUGUGAGCUUAGAGGUGUUGAAGGCACUGCCACGCUUGCAAGAAAGAGACCAGUCAAGAGGGGGACGAUUUGGAGGUGGUGGCCGUGGUGGUGGCUUUGGGGGAAGAGGUGGUGGUAGUAAUAGGUUCUCAGGGGGAAGAGGUGGUCGGGGUGGUGGAGGUUUUUCAAAUAGAAGAAAUGAUAGAUUUUCUGGUGGCUCCAACCGUGGGAGGGGCCGCAGCAACAAAUGGUGAAGGCCUCAUAUCUGUGACAGAAGAACGGUUGAGGACUCGAUCGAACUGCAGAGGCUAAUUAGUUUUGUGAUUUAUUUAUUUGAUGAUCUAAUAUAAUUUCCAAAAUUUGAAGCCUGGAUAACAGAACGUAGGGUAUUUUUCUUUCACAUAUAUUCUUUUUGGUUGUCAUGUUAGUCAUUUUCUGGGGAAAGUUUUUCCUUCUUACCCCACUUGGAAUUCAAAAUUUUUGGAUGUAAUGUGAUCAAAGACUGAAGACAGUAUGUUACUUUGUUAUUUGUCGAGAUCAUCAGAAUAUUUAUGGACUUGAGACUACUUUUUGAUGUCAGCUUCUAUGUUUGGAAA